This is a messenger RNA of Cuscuta epithymum, 1012 nucleotides long. NCBI's taxonomy places the organism in Eukaryota, Viridiplantae, Streptophyta, Magnoliopsida, Solanales, Convolvulaceae. The record is from the annotation of a GenBank genome assembly.
UUCCGUUCCUGAAAUUUCAACCAGCAGAUUCCUUCCUUUUCUUUUUUUCAAUUUCAAUUGUAGAAAGAAAACCAUGUCUUUCGCAAUCCUCUCAUCCUCAUGCUUCUCUCUUCGCAAUUCCGAACUUUCAUCUCCGCCUCCCACUAUUUAUCCUCUUUUAAUUAAACCCCAUUUCCAUCACUUUGAGAAUUCGCAUUCUCUUCCGCUUUUUCCUGAUUAUUCUUCACUUUUCGUUAAUCCUAACAAAUUUUCUUAUUCCAUGUCGACCGGUGUUAAAGAUGCCCUCUCGUGUAGAGGCCUCGCCGUCGUCCCCCUCUUUCCGGCCCGAAUUCCGGCGACAAAAGCGGGAACCAAUUCUCCAGCGCAAAUGAAGGGGAGGAGGAUGAAGAUUCUGAUGAUGAAGAGCAUGAUGAAGUGACUGCUCAGGAUAUGGACAUGAAUAUGGAUAUGGAAGAUGAUUGUUGUCCCACUUCCGUUCUUUCUCAGAGAUGGGAUGUGUUGGGCCUUGGUCAAGCUAUGGUUGAUUUCUCGGGCAUGGUUGAUGAAAACUUUCUGGAGAAACUUGGAUUAGAAAAGGGUACAAGGAAGGUUGUGAACCAUGAGGAGAGGGGUAAAAAUCCUGCGUGCAAUGGAUGGGUGCAGUUACAAGGCUGCUGCUGGUGGGUCCCUUUCCAAUAGUCUGGUGGCAUUGGCCAGGCUCGGUCCUUCAACCUAUAGGAGGACCACCUUUGAAUAUAGCCAUGGCAGGCAGUGUUGGAAGUGAUCCACUGGGUGGAUUCUACAGAUCCAAACUGCGGCGAGCAAAUGUGAAUUUUUUAUCCACAUCGAUCAAAGAUUGAACGACGGGAACUGUUAUAGUUCUCACAACACCAGAUGCUCAGCGCACGAUGCUUGCAUAUCAGGUAGGUUUUGUUCUUUCACUGUUUUGGCUUUAAGAAAUUAAAUCCCUUUUAGUAUUUACACACAUAAAUGGUUGAUUUUAAUUAGCAUGUGAACCUAAAAUAAGUUGCCA